This is a messenger RNA of Aureococcus anophagefferens, 531 nucleotides long. RefSeq lists its product as hypothetical. Gene Ontology annotation, biological process: protein folding. NCBI's taxonomy places the organism in Eukaryota, Pelagophyceae, Pelagomonadales, Pelagomonadaceae. The record is from RefSeq and is a predicted model, not a curated record. Gene Ontology annotation, molecular function: ATP-dependent protein folding chaperone; ATP binding. The transcript has a single exon. Gene Ontology annotation, cellular component: chaperonin-containing T-complex. The annotation marks the transcript as partial.
UCGUGCACGCUGCUCCUCAAGGGCCCAAACAAGCACACGAUCGAGCAGAUCAAGGACGCGGUGCGCGACGGUCUGCGCGCCGUCGCGGGCGUCAUCGAGGACGGCUGCGUCGUGCCCGGCGGCGGCGCCUUCGAGGUCGCGGCGCAGAUGGAAUUGUGCGACAACUUCACGAAGACCGAGGCGGCCCAGGGCAAGAAGAAGUUCGGCAUCAUGGCCUUCGCGGAUUCGCUGCUGAUCGUGCCGAAAAUCCUCGCGGAGAACGCGGGCCACGACGUCCAGGAGUCCAUCGUCAACAUGCAGGACGCGCGGACGAAGCUCGGCGGCGAGCUCGUCGGUCUGGACCUCGAGACGGGCAAGGCGACGGACACGGCGAGCCACGGCAUCUGGGACAACUACCGCGUCAAGAAGCAGUACCUGCACCUGUCCACGGUCCUCGCGACGCAGCUUCUGCUCGUCGACGAGGUCAUGAAGGCCGGCCGCCAGAUGGGCAAGGGCCCGGCGGCCGCGCCGGGCGACGAGUACGAGGGCUGA